This is a messenger RNA of Rhincodon typus (whale shark), 3503 nucleotides long. RefSeq names its product AT-rich interactive domain-containing protein 3A-like. The record is from RefSeq and is a predicted model, not a curated record. Bases 1 to 1020 code for a protein of 339 amino acids. Gene Ontology annotation, molecular function: DNA binding. Gene Ontology annotation, cellular component: nucleus. The transcript is spliced from 6 exons. NCBI's taxonomy places the organism in Eukaryota, Metazoa, Chordata, Chondrichthyes, Orectolobiformes, Rhincodontidae. Gene Ontology annotation, biological process: regulation of transcription by RNA polymerase II.
AUGGUUGGUGGUAUCCAUGGUUUAUUUGAAGUUGUUCAAGUCUGCAGGACUCCAGUGAAUCGGAUUCCCAUCAUGGCCAAGCAGGUGUUAGAUCUGUACAGUCUGUACAAGCUGGUCACUGAAAAAGGUGGCUUAGUGGAAGUCAUCAAUAAGAAGAUCUGGCGUGAAAUCACCAAAGGCCUCAACCUCCCUACCUCUAUCACCAGCGCUGCUUUCACCCUGAGAACCCAAUAUAUGAAGUACUUAUAUCCAUAUGAAUGUGAAAAACGAGGGCUGAGCUCACCUGGAGAGUUGCAGGCAGCUAUUGAUAGCAACAGACGAGAGGGCCGAAGGCAGAGUUAUGGAUCUACAUUGUUUAAUUAUUCCCCCGUGGGGACACCAACUAUCUUGUCUUCUCCAAAGAUACAGAUGCCUACUAUAGCUAUAUCCACUCAUAAUGGCAGCCAUAUUAGCCAUGGGUUUUCUGUAAAGAAAGAAGAAUCAAUGCUGUCAACAGCUGGACACAAUCGAAUAGCAAUCCCACUCAGUAUCGCUGGUCAUCAUGUGACCACAGCUCAGGCUGUUGCGGCCCAGGCAGCCACUGCACAAAUUGCAGCAGCUCAGGCCGCGGCCCUGGACCAGCUGCGUGAGAAACUGGAUUCUGGGGAGCCUCCGGAGAAAAAGCUUUCAGUUGUAGCAGAAGAGCAGCAACGACUUAUGCAACAAGCACUGCAGCAGAACCUGUUGGCCAUGGCGUCACAGAUCCCUAUGAACAUUAAAAUCAAUAGCAGAGAUGACAGACAAGAAACUGCAUUGAACCUGUCUACAAAUGGCAUUAGCAGCAUCAACAUGUCAAUAGAAAUAAAUGGAGUUGUCUACACAGGGGUUCUCUUCGCACGAAGGCCAGUCAUUCCCGCAAUGUCUGGCAGCAACGGGAACAACAGCAGCUCUCAGGUCAUGCCUAGUCCGGCAUUAGCAGCACAAGCCCAGCCUUCCUCUUCCUCAUCUCACGUUCACACUCCGACCAGUUCUGCACCUUGAAGCCUCAACAAUACACAGGAGAUCACACAAGACAGUCCCUGAAGACUCUGGUGUUUUUUUGACAGUGUAAUUUUUUUUUGCAAGGAAAGUUUGCAAUGAGAAUGUUAAUAACUUUGCAGGUGAAGUGAUGGGGAAAAUAAACUCAAUCAUGCAUGGAGGGUCACAUUUACUAUAUUGUACAGUUAAUCACUGUUGGACUGGAAUCCACUCAAUUUUCGUGAAAGAAAAACAAAAUCAGAGAUUUUAACUUAGCGUAAAUCUGUUGCUUUCUGUAAGUGGGUUGACACUUAUAUUUCUAAAUGGACAUCCACAUAAACACAGACUCUUCAAUGAAGAUGGUGAUGAGAUUCAGGAUGACCAUUUUAAUUGGACACACUUGUCCGUUUUAUUGCGUACUGCAGAAGUGCUCAAUUUUUGGAAAAUUUAUUAGAUGUGGCCAAAAUGAAGGGGAGAAAAAGGAAAAAAAAAGCGAUUGAUCAUAUUUGCAUCCUAAUAAUGUUUCAUGAUUGAGGGGGAUUGAUUAUUUUGUUUCAAUAAUCAGUUGUUUUCAGGAAAAAAAUAUAACAUAUACUGUAACUCAGCUUUUACCAAAGAGAGGAAUAAUUUAUCAGGAUAUAUGGCAUCAAUCACAGGGCUGAAUUCAACAAUCAUAUUAAUAUAAAAGUAAAUAUAAAAGAAAAGUGAAAAUAUUACAAUAUUGAAGCAGGGGAACAGUUUUUAAAUGGUCUGAUUGACACCUUUAUGUUUAUGGUGUUUGGUGCGAAUGACACUAAAUUACUGAAGGAAGUUUAAUCUUCAUAAGACUACAGAGAGAGAAAACAGCUUGGGGAUUGUUCAUACGGUACUGGAUCUCGAAAGGAAAUUGCCAUAUCAGGCAAGAAUCUUGGGAAUACAUCUGGGGCCUGACCUUUUACAAAGCUACAACUAUGUUACAGGGAUCAAUUCUGUCUUAUCAUCCACGUCCUGUUGUUCACAAUGAUGGCUGCACGUCUGUCCCUGUGCAGCGAUAAUAUGGAGAUUUAUGAUUAAGUGCACAAAGAGAAAGAAAAAGAAGCAGUGGGGCAGUUUUAUCAAUUAAGUGGCUUUAUUGAAUAGGGCCAGAUGAUCAUGUUGACAGUGAUGCACUGACCCAGGCUGUUGAAUGGAGUCAAGGGGGAGGUGGAGGUGUGUCUGUUCAAAUUAAUGCUGUCAGAAUCCAACAGCUCAUUGCAAAGGCUUGUCAAGUCUAUAGAAUUUAGUCUGAAAGAAGUAUCUUGCUGGUAUAUUGAUUUCUUUUUCUUGACUUCAGAUAUACUCAAAUGGCAACCUCUGCCUCUACCCCUGUCCAUUUGCUGUUCACAGAUGCAGCCGAAUACCUCGUGAAUCUUCUAAUUAACAUUUAAUGAGAAAAAAAGAGAUGCUCAUAAUAUACCUCAUAGAAGUCAUUUUAUUUAAUUUGUAUUUUUAUUGUAAAGCCACUUGUGAAGCAUUUAUUUUCACCAGUCACUGUUUUUUUUUAAAUUUUGUAAUGUUGUACCAAAGAAGGGAAUAUUCUAUUGUACACCUACCUCAUUAUUCUGAAUAGCAGAUUGUCAACUCCCAGUCGCAUCAUUAGGAUCUUUGCAGGGUGUUAGGAAGGGAACAAGUUGCCAUUAGCUGGAAUUCUAGCUUACUGUGAACCAGGUAUAAUGGUGGCUUCUUUUUUGCUGUGUACCAAAGAUCAAACAAUACAUUUCACACUUCGUUGAACAGUAGCACGUUGCUAGUAAAUAUUACUUGUGUCCAUUAUGUGUUGUUCACUUUGUUUAGGCUUUUUUGCAAUGCUACACAGUAGGACUUUAGAUUCUAAAAUGGCUUACUAGCUCUGUAUGAAACUUUAUUUUUGUUUUCUUCUUGACUAAUCCAGUGCAUUAAAGUGAAAGCUGGAUUGUGGUGCUCAGGGGUAUCAAUCAAAAAAAAAAUGACUUUCUUUGCCAUUUGACUUCUCGUCCAUUUAGAAAAUGCUGCUUCUUUGGAGAAUUCCUCUCUCCAAUUUGAUGCCCAUGGAAUAUGCAUAAUUGGAAUGUAUACUUGACUAAAACAGUCAACCAAACAGUUUCUUAAAGUGUCCCACUCACUCUGGAUUUUUACCAGUAAUGUGUGUAAUUGCUAAUCAUUUAUUGUCAACAGCAGCACAAUUUUUCUUACCAAAUGAAAAUUUUUCUAUUUGCCCAUAGGAACAAUAUUAUUAGUCAAUUAAUAUUAGGAUUGUUUUACUAUUAGGAAAAUAAAUAACAAUUGGUCAAGUCUACUGAAUUACCCACAUUUCUUUACCCCCACCCCAAUUUUCUGAAUGAAUUUACAUAUGCGUCUGUAAGUAAUAAAACUGUUUUCAGUAAAUCCUGAAACCAUCUUCUGGAUUAGAAUUUUAGAAAGGAAAGAGAUGCUAUAUAAACAAAUACACUGUCAAGAGUAUGUUUGUGUUAAAAUGGUGUUUUGCUUUGGCAUUGGAGUUAUUCUUUGUA